Molecule: messenger RNA, 7890 nt
Organism: Meleagris gallopavo (turkey)
Lineage: Eukaryota; Metazoa; Chordata; Aves; Galliformes; Phasianidae
Source: RefSeq, a predicted model, not a curated record
UAUUUUAUGUCUGUUUUAGGAUUUGAAUUGAUGGGGAAUCCAUCAGGAUAUUUUCUAAAUUUUGAAGAUAAAGAGCAAGUAGUAAGAUGGAGAAACUUAGUAACACUUCUGGCCAGCAGAUAUAUAGAUAGAUAUGGAUUGGAGCAUGUUGCUAAAUGGAAUUUUGAAACUUGGAAUGAACCAGAUCACCAUGAUUUCGACAACGUGUCUAUGACGGUGAAAGGGUUUCUCAACUAUUACGAUGCUUGCUCAGAAGGAUUAAGAGCAGCUAGUAGUCUACUAAAAUUUGGAGGACCUGGGGACUCUUUCCACCCCUUUCCCAAGUCACCCAUAUGCUGGAGUCUUCUGUGUCAUUGCUACAAUGGAACCAACUUUUUCACAGGAGAGACUGGUGUAAGAUUGGACUACAUCUCUCUUCACAAGAAGGGAGGUGGGCAUUCUCUCUACAUUUUGCAACAAGAAGUGGAAGCAGUUGAACAAAUACAGAAGUUAUUUCCAAAUUUUACUUCCAUUCCCAUAUACAACGAUGAAGCAGAUCCAAUGGUUGGAUGGUCUACUCCACAACUGUGGCGAGCUGACGUGACAUAUGCAGCUAUGGUAGUAAAGGUAAUCAUCCAGCAUCAAAACUUACUAAUUUCCAAAGCCAACAACACCAUUAACUAUAAACUGUUGAGUAAUGACAAUGCCUUCAUGAGCUACUACCCACAUUACUUCACACAGCGGACUCUGACAGCACGUUUUCAGAUGAAUAAUACAAAGCCACCUCACGUCCAGAUGGUGCGGAAACCAGUGCUGACUGUCAUGGGCUUGCUGGCAUUGCUAGGAGAAAAGCAGAUUUUUGCGGAAGUAAACAGCAGUGAAGGUGAAAGCACUGAAAACAGCAUCUUUGGUGUCCUGGCAUCUGUGCACACUCCAAGUGAGCUUCAGCCCUCAGACAGUUGGCAAGCUACUCUGCUGAUAUAUUCAAGUGACGAUAACAGGACUUCAUCCAAUGUCAGCACCAUCACAGUGAACGCCACCCACUUCCCCAAACUUAGAGAGCCAAUGUAUGUGAUGUAUUACCUGGACAACAACAAAACCAAUCCCUAUCUGAAGUGGAAAAAACUAGGAAGCCCUGAUUUUCCUUCCCCAGAACAGUUCCAGCAAAUAAGGGAUGCUGAGGACCCACUGGUAACAGGUCCCCUACCUUUUUCUGAAAAUGGCACCUUGACACUGAAGCAAGACUUCCCUAUUCCAUCAGUCUUUUUGAUCCACAUCUGUUCAAGACCCAGUUCGGUUCCUGAUCAAGUGACUGGUGUUCGUUUCAUCCCUCUCACAAAGGGGCAGGUUGUUGUGCUGUGGGAUGAUGGCUGUGUAAAUUCAAAAUGUAUAAAGACAUUUGAAGUUGAGUUCUCACCAAAUGGAAAAGUCUACAAACGGAUUAAUGCCAAAGACACAAUAUUCACUCUGUAUGUCUACAGUCCAGGAAGCUCAGUCUCCGGCUUUUACAGGGUGCAUGCCAUUGACUAUUGGGGAAAGGCAGGCCCGUCCUCUGUUCCUGUGGAGUAUGUUGAAGCUCUCAAGUGACUCUGAAGAGUGGUGCCUGGUUUGUUGACUGAGUGAUGUAUUCUUUCUGCAGAUGACAACUCCCCAGAAAAGUAAACUCCUCCCACACUAAGGGGGGAGUAUGGAAAGGAGUUGAUGAAGUAAGUUAGGAACGCAAAUCAGAAGCAACUGCCCCUAUUAACUCUUCAGAGCUCAAAGACAGUGUUAUCAAACAACCACUGCUGACAACAAUUAUAGGACUGGCAUGCAGUUUGAUAACUAGAAAUUAUUGUUUGCUAUUUUACACCAGAACAGACAAAUAUUCAUGAAGGUCACAAACUGCAGCAGGAGCAAUGCCAUCACUUUACUGUAUGAGCGAGAAUGGCAGUAAAGGCACAAGGAGGACCUGUCUGAGAGUGAGCUGCCUGUUUCAGCUGCCUGACUAUCUUUACAUACAGAGUGAUAGAAGAGCAUACAGCAACCAGACUUUCACAUACAGAUCAUGAAGUGGAAGGUCCUGUCUUUCACUCCAGUUAAUCAUACAUGCUCCUGAGGAUUGUUUCAGAGUACUUCUACUCUCUUUAGAUGUAUGAGGUUCUUCUCCCUCUCACAAAGGGAGUUCCUGCCUGUAGACUACAUUGCGCCUGCUGCUCUCUGCCUUUGCCUAGUCACCUUCUUGCCUUUGUGGAGGUCUUUGUGUUUGUUCUAGAGCCAUCGGUUACUUCCUUUUUAGGGUGAAGACUUUAGCUCCAAAAGUUGCUCUUCCUCUGCAUUCCACUCUUACCUAAUCUCGCUUUAUACAGCCCUUCAGGUAACAUCUCUCCCCAGCAUGCUUCCCUUCUGGAGUUUCAUGCUUAGAUUGUAAAAGAGCUGAGGCUUGGCUUUGGAUUCCCAGGAAAGUUAAAAUGCUCCUUAAAGCCUUUUAUGUUAUAUCAUAAAACACAUCUACGUUUAACAGAGGGCUACAGCUGACAACCAGCUAGGAAACUAAUCAAGAACAGCUUGAGUUUCCAUAUUUCAUAAACCACAUGCGCAAGUAUGUUACUGCUCCGAUAAUGAGCUGCAGAACACCUCUGGCUGUCCUUGCAAAUGCCAAACACUUUAUGCAACAACAAAGUUCCUUGAGUGUUUUUUUUUACUCACCCCUCUUCACAGCCAGAACAGUUUGAGCAGUGCCUUUAAAAUGCUUGUAGAGGGAAAGAUAUUGCCAAUGAAAACAGUUGGAAUGUUUUCCACUAGAGGAGCAACUUUGUCACACAAACAUCUCCCCUGCUGCUCUCUUUGCUGACGUCAGACACCUCACCAGCCUCACAACAAAGCUUGCAUUUUUGAUGAAACAUGGACAAAAAAAAAAGUUUGCGCAGUAGGAGAUAGCUGAACUAUCUAAAAUAGCUGCAUAUUUACAACAUGGAAAAGAAACAUAUACAAAAUGUCGGUAUGUAUUAAAUGACACUUUCUAGUUAGUUGUUCACGUGCUUAUACUAAAAGGCAGCCUUAAAAGAUCCAUUUGAUCUCAGAAUUCAGGUGAAAUAUUUCUUACCUCACUGAAGUUUGACUGAGGAGUGAUUGUUACAUCCAAAUCUGCCAAUUCCUUACUUGUAAAGACUUGUACACAACAGGGAAGAAAACAUUAGAGCCUUCUUAGUUGAUAACUCUACCAGUUUCAGAAAAGCAUCAGUGAGAAGUUCUACCAGAAUGGAGAUAGUAAAAAUACAUUUUAACAUUGUUACAACUACAUCCAAGUGAAGAAUCUGAAAAUGAAGAUAAGUAGAUCCACUAGUUAAGAUACAGAGUUUGCCAGUAUGAAGUGGAACCACUGAGAAAACAGCUUUUAGAAAGAUUUACGUAUGAAUAGUGCAUCUGAAAUGGGGAAAAUAUAAAACGAGAGGACAGUUAGGAUGUCAUAUUUAUGUAGUCUUACUCUCUAUAAUUUUCCUGCAUGGGCAGUUACUGCAUAUAGCAGUAGUUUUCAAUUCAAGGACUAUACAGUAGUUAUAAAAAUAAUAUUUGCAAGAGCAAACCUAAGAAUAUUGUAGAUGCAGGUAGAAUCUGUUCUUUCAGGACCAACUUCAGCCACUUUGAAGAUCUGUCACUAGCAACCUCUUUUAGGUCUCCUACCUUAAGCAUCAUCCAAAGCGUGGAUGGUGCUUUUUCAAGUAUUUCACUGGCACUGGAAACCGGGCAUGGAAAAGAGCUGACCAAAAAUGGUGCUCUAACUGUUCAGAAACAAAUUUUACAUAUUUAGAAAGAUUUAUUUAUUUUUCUACUUCUUCUUUGUUGCUUUAGUAUAAACUUACUCUUUUAAACAAUGAGCAAGUCUAAAAAUCUGUAAUAGAGGAGAGAAAGUUUCUAGGCUAGAAUUUGUUUCCAACAAUGUAUAACUUGCUGCUCUGGUCUUUUCUGUAUUUCAGUGACUACAAAAUCUGCUAUUUAACACUUGAAACUUGAGUUUUCUAUGACUGUUUGCCAUUGUCUGUCUCAUAGGGCUUCCAACAUUGCUUAAUCGUUCAUUUCUACCAUCUCCUCCUUUACUGAGACAGCAGUCAGCUCUUCCCAAUGCUUUAAACUUUCGUAAGUACUGGAUGUGCAUAAGUAGUAAGUGGGGAGUAGCAGGUGCGCGGUGGUUUUUGUAGCUUCUGAGCCAAAGCAGCACUGCAGAGUUCUGAGAUAAGUCUUCUGCUGGCUGAGCAAUAGAAAUAAGAAAAUCUAACUGCAACCUCAUGAUGAGAUGGUGUGCUUUUCAACAAGCAAAAGCUUCUGAGAUUGUUUUGCAAUUGUUUGUUAAAAUGAAUACAAAGGAAAAAGCUUUCAAGGGGGUAUUUUAUAUUGUUUAAUUGUGUAUAUACUGGAUUUGUUACCAUCUUUUGUGCUACACAAUAAAAUAUCUCUGGUAUGAAUCUUGUUAAAACAAGAUGCAAUCACUUUGCAAUAGAAGCUGCUCAGUACUCUCAUGUCAGCAGUUAAUUGUGAAGCAUUGCCACUGUUCUCAAGGUAUAGGAGCCUGACUGAUGUGAGUUCCUACCUUAUAUAGAACUGAAGCGUAAAGGAAGUGUGACCAAAAAAAAAAUAUGUCAAGGCUGAAGUAGGGCUUUAGACCAUAGGUUUCUCAGCUACAGGUUAGGACACUUCUUUAUGUCCAGAGGAAAACUGGUUUAACAUGUUACAAUAUUCUACCAUUGGAUCUCAGGACUUGCAAUGUCCUUGGUGUGAGGAGGAGCACUGGCGUAUGAAGGACAAGAUCCUUGCAGUGUUCCUCCUGCUGUUGCACAAUCUCAGCCCUUCUGCCAGCACCAAAAGUCCUUCUGAGGACAAAACAACAGUCCUUUUCAUUUGUAAACAGCUUUUUCUUUGCUCUUGUUAGUGGAAAGUUUGUGCAGAACAGGAGUUGGGACCUGUAGGCACACUUAGAACAAGCAAUAAUAGACUGGUUUCCAUUAGCCCGCUGAAACAGCAGGCAGAAGUAUGUCUGCCCUAGACAUACACUGAACAUCAGAUGCUGAACCCAGUAGAGUGAGAGAACUUUGGCUCAGAGCAGAAUACACUUGUUACUGCCUAACUGACUUUACUUAGCCUGUCACAGUCUCAGAAGUCAGUGGAGAGAAAUGGACAUGAGCUAAUUAGAUCACUUCCAUCUGUUUAUUAACUCAUCAGAUCAUGCAGUAAGGUCCUGCAUGUGAUCUUGAUGGGAAUGUGUUCUCUCAGGACAAGGCAGGCUCCUGGGACACGUGUAACUCUGUGGUGUAAUCUCCCUGAGUCACCACUGUCCUGCCUUCCUGGAGGCACAAUCUUUUGUGACUGAGAAGGGAUUUUACUGCCUAAGUCUUACAGACAGACUAUGCCUGGUGCGGUAAGGACGUGCUUGGCCCUGCAUCUGGAUUGUGCUUGCUAGAAUGCCCACCCACCUUGGUAUGGUACAGCUGCAGACAAUUUAAAAUCCCACCUCUGUGACUGGUAGUCUGGUCUGAAUGUCUUGGCCAAAGGUCAGGCUCCUUCAUCUAGGGGCUUGUGUUGUCUAAUCAGCUGUGAUACCAGUCCAAGGUUCACAGAACUCCACCCCAAUACUUCCUCAUGGAACUGGUGGACAAGUGGUGAACAUUAUAUCAAUUCACUAACCUUGCACUUAGUCCAGCUCAAAAGACUGGAGUCUUUUAACACUCAAUAGUCUCUUAUCUGUGUGGCUUUCCUUUUGCAUUGCAUGCUGCUCUUCUGCUUCUGACCUUAACUUCAGAUGGUUCACCAUCUUGCUCCCCUUGGAGGUAGCUAACCUAGGCCAGAAAAGCAAGAACACCUUAAUACCAUAGUUUCUCUGCUGAGAGGCUUUAGAGUGCUUCCUGGGAAAAGAAAGCCUAAGAGACAUCCCUGCAUCCUGAGGAUCGUGUGUAUGGCCCUGGGGAAAUGUAUUUAGUCAGUGUUUUACAUGCUUCUUCUGCAGAUAUAGUGGAUAGUCUUUAUGGAUACUGUAAGUAAGAUACUGCAUGUUGCAGAAGCUGUUUUGUGAUGUGGCAUUCUCAGGCAUUUCUCUAUUUUAUCCUGGUACCACAGACCUAAUGCAGGGCUCAGGAGUGGAAACUGCCCAGCUUGGUCUUAUGUGUUUCCUUGCCUUGCUGGCAAACUGUGGGGUUCAGCAUGGUGUGGGUGUGUUCUGUUGUGAUAGUUUUAUUCAUCAGAACAUUCUAAGUGAAUUUGAUUGCACUAAGGAAUGUGGAAAUUGUCAAAAAUACUAGCUCGUUUACCCUUUUUCUACAAGGAGUUGUCUAGAUAUUAUUAUUUUUGUUCUUUUAUCAACGGAAAUCUUGCCCACAAAACAUGUCAGUUGUGUACCUUUGAGUUCUAUAGCUCUCAGGUACCAAAGCGUGGAUAAGAAGGCAGUGAAGAGUAAAUUAUUACCUGUGUCAUUAGAAACAGAAAUACCUGCUCCCUUAAAGAAAUGGUCCAGUGCUACUGAAAGGAACAUUUGCUUUACUGCACUCAAGAGUUGUGGUCAACUCAGAAAUAAUAUUUUUCUAUUCAGUUGUUCCAGCAAUAAUUUUAAGACAUUACCAGGCAGCAAGGAUCAAGCCCUGCUGGCCCCAUGAGGGGCUGUGGCAGGCCACCCUGGUCUCCUCCCUUCCCCGGGAGCUGCCCCGCUUCUGCUCCCCAGUGGUGUGCAACAGAAAGCAGUUACAGAUGGGUUUUUUAAAAACUUUUAUUGACAAAUGCCACAUUAGGUAUUACCUUGAAAAUUCAGUACCACUACUGUACUGAACACAGUUUACAAAAUCCCCAACAUUUUCAUGUGUUUUUCAGAGAAAACACACUACUAUGAUUUAUUAGCUGAGUGGCAGCUUCAGUACCAAGAGGUCUGGCUUCUGUGCUUAGGGAUAGAAUCAGAAAUGUACUCUUAGCAGGCUCCUGCAAAGAAAGAAAAGAAACCUCAGCCCAGGUAAGUAAAUCUGCAAAGUGCUCUACCAGCCUUUUAGCCUUUAGUGAAACUGGAGUUAACAUCUUCUUAGACUACUACUGAUUCACAGAACAAGACAGGCUGUGUCAUUCUGUAUCUGUUCUCCCAAACUCUGCUAGACCCAGACAACUGAGUUUUUAGCCCUCUGAACACCUCAGCACGAUCCCGUGAAUAUGAAGGGGCAAGGGGCAGAGAUGCCCCACCAUCCCCAUAACCAGGUGUGAUGCCAGUGCUUGCUCUGCCUUUUCCUGUCUGGCAGUGCAGAGCACUUGAAUCAGGUUGGCAGCCUCCAGCCCAGGUCCUCCGGUCUAGUUUAGUACAGGGCCUAUUUCCAGGCAACGUGCUAUGUGUAAAGGGUGGCCACCAAGAAGAGACAUUUUUGCGGCCAGCAUAGCUGUAGAAAUUAAUCUGCCCACCACAGAGACAGCUGGAAGAUCAGCUUUCAUGGCCCCAGGAAAAACAUGUCCUCAAAACGGGCCCUAGAUAUGCUCCAUUAGCGUGAAUGUGAAGUAGCUGCUAACUCACUGCCAGCAGACACAGCCAGCACUGCUGCUCAAACGCCCCUCAUCACUGCUGUUCAGACAGCCUAGGACACAAAAUGAGCUAAGGAGAGAGGCACAUUUCUCUCUGGAGGCAGUUUUCCCUCCUUUUCCUCAUGGACGAUGCACAGACAUGAAGUAAGAUGCUGUUACUCAAGUGGCCAAGCCAACCAUUUCCAACCAUCAGGUUGUUGUACUACAACCUCUCUGAUAUGGAGGAGAUGAUUCCCCUUUGUAGUGUGUCAGCGUCAGCACACAAGGGGAAACUUAAGGCCAUGGAACAGGGUCUCUACCUGCUGUGGACUUGCCUUUUGCAGCUUUUUUCUUAUGAAGUUAAAAACAUCAUAAACGAUACAGCUUGGCUUGCUGUGGCUCUGCCACACUGAU